Colias croceus (clouded yellow) is the source of this 1818-nucleotide messenger RNA. RefSeq names its product PDZ and LIM domain protein 3 (gene Zasp66). Gene Ontology annotation, biological process: actin cytoskeleton organization; muscle structure development. The record is from RefSeq and is a predicted model, not a curated record. NCBI's taxonomy places the organism in Eukaryota, Metazoa, Arthropoda, Insecta, Lepidoptera, Pieridae. Gene Ontology annotation, molecular function: muscle alpha-actinin binding; actin binding. Gene Ontology annotation, cellular component: adherens junction; stress fiber; Z disc. The transcript is spliced from 12 exons. The coding region runs from base 170 to 1315 and encodes 381 amino acids.
CACAACACGUCGAACGUCUCGCGCGCUCUAUCCUCGACGCGAAAAAUAGACGUUUUAUGUUCCCGGGAAUAAUUCUCCGACAGACGCUACACUGUACGAGCGACACGGUCGGGGAAAAGACGCCGCAUCGCGCCCUCUGAGAAACAAAAUUUGAAGAUCGAGUGAUAAAAUGCCGAUGUACCAGCGUCCUCCCUUCUGGCGCGUGCCGCACCAACGACCCGACCCUGACGAUGAAUCUAGGAAAUUUGCCCAGAGAAAAGUCACGCCAGGCACACCGGCAGGGCGGGAUCUCGCUAGAGGCGACAUUAUUGCCAAAAUCGACGACUACGACGCAAGGGACCUACGACACGAAGACGCACAGAACCUUUUCAAAAACGCUCAAAACCAAAUCAAACUUGUUGUUCAAAGGAGUUCUUCGAGCCCGCAUUACUACAGCAUGCCGCGGUCGCCGAGCAGCUAUAUAGGCCGGUCACCCACACCGUCGUUCUAUCAUUACAUGGACGCGGAACGGGAAGUCCCUCGAGCCGCACCCAUGGCCCAACGAGCACCUGUAUCCAAUGCUGUCCCACCACCGUUUAGGACGCCAAGCCCAAAAUCCGGGCAGAACAAUGCGUGGCGUGGACCCGAGUCCCUGCCACGUAGCACUCCGCUAUUGCAGCCACAGCUGUCGGUACAGCAUGAAGGCGAAUACAGGAGCCUAAUGCUGUCACCUGUAUCCUCUCGCAACGACGAUGUGGUUGACGAAUCUAUCGGUAGCCAGCCGUACCGCACAACGCCGCUGGUGCUGCCGGGCGCCAAGGUGCGGCGCGAGCCGGGCCCCACGGAGAGCUACCUGCGCCACCACCCCAACCCGGCGAUGCGCGCGCCCCCGCACCACGACUACCGCGACACGCUCAUGAAGCAAAAGGUGGCCGAAUCGGUGUUGCAGCGAGUGGUCGGUGAAGAUGCGAAUAAGGUUGUGCACAAACAAUUUAACUCACCAAUCAACCUAUAUUCAGAACAGAACAUUGCUAAUUCUAUCAGGCAACAGACGUCGCCUCUGCCCUCGAAGGCGUUCGACCCGGCCAAGUCGGACACGUUCCGCGCGCUGCAGGAGCAGGACCCGCCCGCGCACGAGCAGCCGUCGCCGCAGACCAAGCUCUUCACGGCGCAGCCCGCUAAGAAGCCUGUCCCUCCGAAAUCGAAACAACAAAACGAGGCAAAACUCGCAGGAAAACAAACGACCUUCGUGAACUCGUUACACGAAGAGCAUAUUCAGCAAUCGAACUCUUUCAAGCGCCUUAUGUACAAUGUACUCGGUGAUACCGAAUUUUAAGACAGAUAUUUGAUCAAAAUCUGCGGUUCUGAAUGAUUAUCUUCGGAUCCUUUAUAAGAUCAAAAAAAUUCCAAGACAUUUUGAUUGUAACAUACUGAAUAAACUGCAAUGUUUAGUCGGUUUACGUAGAAGUUGUGGCCAUCUUGAUAUGACUGAUGAUUGUGAGCGAUGGAGCGAAGUUACCAUCACAUUAUAUUCGUAGUUACAAGACUAACAAAAUUAAUUUAGGAGACAUAUUUUAUAAUAAAGCUCUCGACAGUGUGUAAUGUUAUUUUCGGUGGAUUAAUUUUUCUAAUACUCGAGUAUUAGGCAAGUAAUUUAUUUUAAGUAGCAACGUAACUUUAAUUACUAAGUGUUAUCUGUUUGUACAGAAAUGUUAUUUAUGUAAUGAAUAUAAGAAAUGUUGAGUGUACAAUCUAGUCACAACGACCCGAGCUCUGGUCGAAACCACGAGAAUGAGAUUCAAACUAUUUUAUUUAAAUAAAUUAUUUAUUUUUAUCUAA